Molecule: messenger RNA, 5331 nt
Organism: Pongo pygmaeus (Bornean orangutan)
Lineage: Eukaryota; Metazoa; Chordata; Mammalia; Primates; Hominidae
Gene: DRAM2
Product: DNA damage regulated autophagy modulator 2
Exons: 8
Coding region: 4129-5082 (317 amino acids)
Biological process (GO): photoreceptor cell maintenance; regulation of autophagy
Cellular component (GO): lysosome
Source: RefSeq, a predicted model, not a curated record
AAUAAGUAUCUUAUUUAAUCCUUGAAUAAACCUCUAUGAAAUGGGUAUUAUUUUAUACUAUUUAACAGAUAAUACUAAAAGCUACCGUUUAUUAUGCACCAGUAAUCUGUUAGGUUCUUUGCUUGUGCUUUCAGUAUAAGCUGUACAAAGACUACUCUGCACAGUCCAAUAGAACUUUUCCACAAUCAUGGAAAUGUUCUUUUUUUUUUUUGAGACGGAGUCUCGCUGUCGCCCAGGUUGGAGUGCAGUGGCGCGAUCUCGGCUCACUGCAGGCUCCGCCCCCCAGAGUUCACGCCAUUCUCCUGCCUCAGCCUCCCGAGUAGCUGGAACUACAGGCGCCCGCCACCUCGCCCGGCUAAUUUUUUGUAUUUUUAGUAGAGACGGGGUUUCACCGUGUUAGCCAGGAUGGUCUCGAUCUCCUGACCUCGUGAUCCGCCCGCCUCGGCCUCCCAAAGUGCUGGGAUUACAGGCCUGAGCCACCGCGCCCGGCCAGUCAUGGAAAUGUCCUAAAUUUUUACUGGAGUGCAGUGGCACGAUCUCAGCGCACUGCAACCUCUGCCUCCCAGGUUCAAGUGAUUCUUCUGCCUCAGCCUCCCAAGUAGCUGAGACUACAGGCACCUGCUACCACCCCCGGCUAAUUUUUUGUAUUUUUAGUAGAGACGGGGUUUCACCGUGUUGGCCAGGAUGGUGACAUGUGGCUUUUGAGCAUUUGAAAUGUGGCUAGUGUGACUGAGGAAUUAAAAAUUUUAUUUAAUUUUAAUCUAUCGAGAUUUUAAUUUAAAUAGUUACAUGUAGCAGUGGUUGCUAUAUAUCAGAUGGUACAAUCUGUGCUGAUAACAUUAUUCCAUUUUUCUUUUUUUUGUUGUUUUUUUGUUUUUUUGGUUUUUUUUUGAGAUGGAGUCUCGCUCUGUUGCCCAGGCUGCGGUGCAGUGGCACAAUCUCAGCUCAUUGCAACUUCUGCCUCCCAGGGUCAAGCGAUUCUCCUACCUCAGCCUCCAUUCUCCUACUUCCUCCCCAGUAGCUGGGAUUACCGGUGCACGCCACCAUGCCUGGCUAAUUUUUGUAUUUUUAGUAGAGACGGGGUUUCACCAUGCUGGCCAGGCCUGUCUCAGAACUCCUGACCCCGUGAUCUGCCUGCCUCGGCCUCCCAAAGUGCUGGAUGACAGGCCUGAGCCAUCGCACACAGCCUCACAUUAUUCCAUUUUUCAAAGGAGAAACUGGUUCAGAGAAGUUAUGAAGCUUGCUGAAGUUCACAGUUUUAUUAAAAAAAAGGUUUUCAGCAGAGGAAUACUUUAGGAAUGUUAAUUAGGUAAUGCAGGUGGAAUGGGUGAAGGGGAAGGAAAAAGCAGAUAGGCCAAGAGAAUUGAAAGUCAGAAUCACAUGGUUACAGUGUGAACUGGGAAGAAGAAUUGUUUAAAUGACUUGUAGAAAUAGAAUUGCCAUCGCUUGGUGACAGCAUGUGAGGACUUUAUAAGAGAGAACCUAAGAUUCCUCUGAAGUCUUAGAAUCCUCAUAACCUGAAAAAGGUAAUGUUUACUGAAAUAGAAAAAUCAUGAAUAGUUUUGGGAAAUAAAAGGAUUUUGCUUUGGCUGUUCAUUCAACAAAUAAUUGAGUGAUUACUAUGGGUAAGGUCCUCUGCUAUGCUUAGGUAGAGAAGUGGAAGGAUUUUAUUCCCUAAAGACACCGUCCUCAAUUUUCAUACUGUAGAAGAUAAUGAGCUCUAAAAGAUGUGAAAAUCAAGUGUUCUCAGAGAAAGGGGUGCUUAUUUCUACAUACAAAGGGCUUAGGUAAAGUUAUCUGUGGAAGAUAGCAUUUGAGCUUUUGAAGAAAAGGAAGGAUUUAGACAUGUAAAACAAAGUGGGAGGAGAUUUUGCUACUAGCAAUGAGGUGGACAAAAUAUUUGAAAAUCCCUUUUACCAAUACACCUAAAUGCUGAAUAAAUUACAUUAGCUCAUUAAAUUCAUGACAGGUCUUCUACGAAAGACAGGGAAAUCUCCAGGGCUAAAAAGUUAAAAAAAAAAAAAAAAAAAAGAGCUGAAACUAGAGUAGUAUACUAGCAGUGUGUUUCCUUUGGGGGCAUUUGGCUGAUAGCAGAAAUAGAGCACAAUCAGGGACAGGUGACAGGCUGCUCUCUACCCAAAGCAGAGGGAUAGAAUUCAUAUCCCUAUAACCUCCCAGGCACAUGCUUCAAUGGGUGCCAUUCCAUGGUAGUUGGUGUAAAUGGUACCUGUGUUUCAGGGGGUGAUGUUUAACUAUUUCCACUUGAAAUUGUACAACUCAUGGUAUUGGAGAAGCACCUUCCCCCAAAUUCAGCCAGGACCCACAAAAGUCUACACACUCAGUCAUAGGUGGGCCAGAAAAAUAUCUCCCUCCUGGCAAAGGGAGAUCACAAAGAAAUUUGUUCAUUUUAAUCACAGCUCCAGGUGGGGGAAUAAAGAUACCACCUGAAAACUUGAAACUGGAGGGUCUGCCAUCACUCAUUCAAGGUUCAAAUUUACAUAUCUACAUGGUCUAAAAAACCAGAAGCCAAGAAAUUAACAUAAAGUUGGCCCGGGUUGGUAAUGUGCCAUACUGUCUGGAAAAAACAAAUAUGGAUCCUCUCUGUAAUGACUCACCCUUAGUUAAGCCUUUUAGAAUACUCCCAGAUUUUAAGAUUGUCCAAUAUAGGCUCAGAGUCAAAAACGGUAAAACAUAUGUGCAAGGGACAGCUAAACUGACAUAGACUCCUAAGGACUUAUGGGAAUGAUCAGAAACAAAUUAACAUUUAAAGAGAUGAGAAAUGAAAAAAUUAAAGAUCUAGAAAUGAUUCAAAAUUAUGUAAAUUAAGAACUCUUGUCCUGGAAACCUAUGCUGGGGAAAGCACCAAUAGGAUUUUGGCAAGGACUUGUCAUGAUUAACUGAAUAGAUGAAGAAAAAAGAUAUUGAUGGGAUGUUAAGGACUGACAAGGAAAAAGGAAGAGAAAAGAGAAGAUUAUGAAAUGCAAAUGUAUAUAUUUAGCAACAAAUCAGAUGGCCAGAGUAAAUGACAAAUACCAACCAAAAAUGGCUGAGAUUUCAUUCUUUAGAAAGUCAGUCUCAGAUGAGGAAGCUGUAAGUAUUCACAAAGUUCAUGGAAAACACUAAAUUUCUUUAGGUCAUCAAAAAAAUAUGAGAAGAUACUCCUUCAAACAUGAAAUUAUUCUCACAUGCAUAGGAGUAUUCUAAUUUAAAAGUAUUCUUAUAUUUUUAAAAAUUAAAUUUAAAAAAUUAAAAGCAUGAAUUUGUACCAAUGUUUCUUAAUUCACAUUAUUGACUCAUUAUUACUUAACAACAUCCUUAAUCUGGAAUUCAAGGAAGAAAGUGGUGAUGUGGGGUAUGGGUGUAUUUAGGCCCUCUGUCUCCGCCCCUGUUCCUGCCGCCCCAAUGUAGAAGCUGGAAAUAUAAUAAUGAACAGAACAGUUGUUUCCUGUUCUCACAGAACUUAAAGUUUAGUGAGGAAGAGAAAACCAAACAAGCAAGUUAAAUGUAAUGAGUGCCCUGGUUGAGGAAGUAAAGGGUGCUGUUAAAAACAAAGCAGGGACACUCAACUGAAGCUGGAAAGAUUAAGCCUUGAAAAACAUAAAAGUUAACUGGGUAGUAGUGUUCUAGUCACCAUGAAGGUCUGAAGGUGUGCUAGAGAGCAUGACACAUUUGAAGAUCUGCAAGAAAUAUGCUCUGGCAGUGUGGCAUAGUUGAUUGGGCACUAGAAUCAAAUUGCUUGAGUUUGAAUCCUAUCUCCACCACAUCCAGCUCUAUGACCUUGGGCAAUUGUCUUAACCUCUGUAAUUCUGUUGAGGAAAGUACAUUAUUUCAUGUAUUUAAGGUGUUUAGUAAACACUGCUAAGGCAUAGUAAAUGCUAGGUGUUUGCUUUUGUAAUGAUGAGAUGAUGAUAGCUAGAGCAAAGAAUUGAGAACCAAGCAUGGCCAGAGGUGAAUAUAGAAAGAUAAGUAAAGACAGACUGGGCAUGGUAGCUCACGCCUAUAAUCCCAGCACUUUGGGAGGCCAAGGCAGGUGGAUCACUUGAGGUCAGGAAUUCGAGACCAGCCUGGCCAACGUGGUGAAAUCCCAUCUCUACUAAAAAUACAAAGAUUAGCCGGACGUGGUGGCAGAUGCCUGUAAUCCCAGCUACUCAGGAGGCUGAGGCAGGAGAAUCUCUUGAACCUGGCAGGCUGAGGUUGCAGCGAGCCAAGAUUGUGCCACUGCAGUUCAGCCUGGGUGUCACAGUGGCACUCUGUCUCAAAAAAAAAGAAAACCUGUUUGAAAUGUGGUGGUUUCAGCAAGGCCUCAGUUUCCUUCCUUCAGCCCUUGUAAUUUGGACAUCUGCUGCUUUCAUAUUUUCAUACAUUACUGCAGUAACACUCCACCACGUAGACCCGGCUUUACCUUAUAUCAGUGAUACUGGUACAGUAGCUCCAGAAAAAUGCUUAUUUGGGGCAAUGCUAAAUAUUGCGGCAGUUUUAUGCAUUGCUACCAUUUAUGUUCGUUAUAAGCAAGUUCAUGCUCUGAGUCCUGAAGAGAACGUUAUCAUCAAAUUAAACAAGGCUGGCCUUGUACUUGGAAUACUGAGUUGUUUAGGACUUUCUAUUGUGGCAAACUUCCAGAAAACAACCCUUUUUGCUGCACAUGUAAGUGGAGCUGUGCUUACCUUUGGUAUGGGCUCAUUAUAUAUGUUUGUUCAGACCAUCCUUUCCUACCAAAUGCAGCCCAAAAUCCAUGGCAAACAAGUCUUCUGGAUCAGACUGUUGUUGGUUAUCUGGUGUGGUGUAAGUGCAUUUAGCAUGCUGACUUUCUCAUCAGUUUUGCACAGUGGCAAUUUUGGGACUGAUUUAGAACAGAAACUCCAUUGGAACCCCGAGGACAAAGGUUAUGUGCUUCACAUGAUCACUACCGCAGCAGAAUGGUCUAUGUCAUUUUCCUUCUUUGGUUUUUUCCUGACUUACAUUCGUGAUUUUCAGAAAAUUUCUUUACGGGUGGAAGCCAAUUUACAUGGAUUAACCCUCUAUGACACUGCACCUUGCCCUAUUAACAAUGAACGAACACGGCUACUUUCCAGAGAUAUUUGAUGAAAGGAUAAAAUAUUUCUGUAAUGAUUAUGAUUCUCAGGGAUUGGGGAAAGGUUCACAGAAGUUGCUUAUUCUGCUCUGAAGUUUUCAACCACUUAAGGCUGACAGUAACACUGAUGAAUGCUGAUAAUCAGGAAACAUGAAAGAAGCCAUUUGAUAGAUUAUUCUAAAGGAUAUCAUCAAGAAGACUAUUAAAAACACCUAUGCCUAUACUUUUUUAUCCCAGAAAAUAAAGUCAAAAGACUAUGA